Molecule: messenger RNA, 1671 nt
Organism: Carassius gibelio (silver crucian carp)
Lineage: Eukaryota; Metazoa; Chordata; Actinopteri; Cypriniformes; Cyprinidae
Gene: cd68
Product: CD68 molecule
Exons: 6
Coding region: 153-959 (268 amino acids)
Cellular component (GO): membrane
Source: RefSeq, a predicted model, not a curated record
UGGCCAAACACUUCCUUCACUUUAUAUGUGGUUUUGUUUCAGGCAGAAAAGUGCAGUGUGCGACAGGCUUUCAACGCCAGAUACUCGUGCCACUUUAGAGCACACAAUCCAGCAAGUUUUUUUGUGUCAGGUACAUCGGAAUAAGGGCGAAAAUGAAAUACGAAUUAUUAUUGAUCGUGCUUUGCAUGGCUGCAACAGCUCUCACCUCAGGUGAAUAUAGUUUAGCUUCUGACCCGAGCCAGACCACAACAACCAGCAAGCCGCCCACAACAACCAGCAAGCCGACCACAACAACCAGCAAGCCGACCACAACAACUCUUGGUCCAAAAACCACAACUCCAAUACCAUCUCCAACGCCACCCACCAAACUGGUGGUGGGCCAUUAUAAUUUUAGUUUAGAUGGCAAACUAUGUUCUAUGAUUGAUUUGGCAAUAGGGAUCCAUGUGAGGAAUGGCACGGUUAAUGACACAUUCAUUGUUCAGCCACACAAAACCGCAGUCACUGGAGAAUGUGGGGACAAAGCCUCUGUUAUCACUUUAAGUUUCACUGAAGGCCAGUUUAUCCUGAAAUUUAGACAUAAUGAGACGAUAAAAAAGGUCUAUGUGGAGCUUGUGGAGUACGACUUGACCUAUGCCUUCAAAACAGGAGAGUCAAUUGAAUACUCGGGGAAGAACGAAUCUCUUGAGCUGUUUUCGGUGGAACCGGGUCACUCUUACUCCUGCCAGUCUGUGACGCUCAACAUGGGAAGUGGUGUUAGUCUGGACCUGACCCAUACCAAGUUUCAAGCCUUCGUAUUCAAAAACAAUGAAUUCGGACCAUCUGAACUAUGCAAGGCUGAUCAACCUAACUACCGCGUUGCCAUCGCCGUGAGCAUAAUCCUCAUCUUACUCAUCAUCAUUGUAGUCAUUUUUUUCCUCAUCAGAAAGAAACAGAGGACGGAUGGCUACCAGUCACUGUAGAGGCCUACAAAUUGAGAUUUAUGAGAUGGCAAUUCCAGUUUAAAGGAAUCAUAAUGCUGUUAAACACUUAUGUCUUAAGUGAAUGUUAAUUAUGUAUAAUGAUGAACAUGGAUGGCCUAGGAUCUGUCCUAACAAUGUGUACUAUUCAUGGACAGUAUGUCACAUCCUAACUCAAGUUGAAGUUGCCAUCACAAGUUCUCAUCACUGUAAGAUAAAAAUAGAUCCAGACAAACAGUUGGCUUAGUGCAUGCUUUAUUGAGCCUGCAUUUGCAUACUAAUUACCUUUUUUAAAGAACCUAACCUUAUACUGGCAUUACAAAAGGAAGUGCAUUAAUCUACUGUUACCAUCUUAAAUGAAAGUGCUCUUUUCUAUAAGUGCUCUUCACUAUCUGUUACACAUCUAAUACAUUUUCUGUGAUAGGAUGAUAAGCCAUGGUUUCUCUGAUCAAUAUGCCCUUGUGCUUUAUUCUUUCCAAAGGGGCCUUAAAACCUUUAAAAGGGAAUUAUUUUGCUUGCAUUGUAUAAUUCAUAGUAGAAAGGAUUUUAAAAGCAGUUGUAUUCAUUCUGUUCUGUUCAAAUGUUUUCCACAUUUUUCUUUAAACAUGAAGAGCUUUACUAAACUGUAUUGUGAUCUGAAGUUACAUUUAUGCACUGAAUGCUGGGACUAAUAUGGAGUUUUGGUUACAAAUAAAAAAAUGUAUUUGUUCAAAAA